This is a messenger RNA of Closterium sp. NIES-67, 1004 nucleotides long. The record is from the annotation of a GenBank genome assembly. Lineage: Eukaryota; Viridiplantae; Streptophyta; Zygnematophyceae; Desmidiales; Closteriaceae.
CCCUCAGGGCGGCGAUGUGAACGGGGGCAGCGAGGCCACAGACCUGUACACUCUGUGGGACCGGGACGGCUCGUUCCUCAACGCCUCGUUGGGCGGCUACCUAGUGGCCAACAACUCCGCCCUGCUGCCCCCUACCAAGCGCUUCCCUGCGUGCCGCCCCGUGCCGGCUUGGAACGCGUACGCGUGUCCCGGCACGUGCUACCGCACUGUGAUGUUCACUUACUUGGAACCGGGAUUUUCGGUGUAUGAGAACAGCAGCGUGCCCGACACACGCAAACGAGGGGACUUCAGCUACCUCUCCAUCCGUCGCAUUGAGGACGAUGCAGUCAUCACUGUGGACGGCAAUCUGCGCUCGGUCGGCAACAUGUGGGCGGCGGGGCAGCGGAUCUUCGUCGUCCCCCUGCUGGCGAACGCUACCUACGAGGUCAACGUAGGGUUACCGAGUAAUAACCAGGCGUUCUUCCCGUCCAACAUCACGGUGCAAGUGCGCGACAGCAACGGGUGCGGAGGGCCGGUGACUCUGAGGAUCCCGGCAAGGCAGAGCAACCAGUGGGCGAUCAACGAGGAACAGGAUGUCAACUGGAAGUGAGUGGGUGGUACUUGUGCUGGUACUUGUGCUGGUACUUGUUGUGGUCCUUGUGGUGGUACUUGUGGUGGUGCUUGUGGUGGUCCUUGUGGUGGUACUUGUGGUGAUGCUUGUGGUGGUACUUGUGGUGGUACUUGUGGUGGUACUUGUGGUGGUACUUGUGGUGGUACUUGUUGUGGUACUUGUGGUGGUACUUGUGGUGGUGCUUGUGGUGGUGCUUGUGGUGGUGCUUGUGGUGGUGCUUGUGGUGGUGCUUGUGGUGGUGCUUGUGGUGGUGCUUGUGGUGGUGCUUGUGGUGGUGCUUGUGGUGGUGCGACUGUGUGUUGAUGGUAUGAGGGGCUGGGCCGGACACGUUGAUGAUUCCCGCCAGGCAGAGCAACCAAUGGGCGAUCAACGAGGAGCAGAAUGUGAACAGGAA